CCAACCUACGCGCGCUACGUAUCCAAAGAGAGCGUUGCGGACGAACUUCACUUCUCUCGUUCGCACGGUUGGUGCUAUUGUUUGUCUUUUAUGACAUUUGUCAAAUCGUCCAUUUCAGAAGCGUGCACGAGUAAUGUGUGAAUUUUUAUUUUAAUAUGGCUAUGUUAGCUGCGCCACGGCGCAAACAAAAAGUAAUAAAUCUGCGUGCAAAAAAUAAUGCUUGGAGCAAUGACACAAAUAAGUUUGGUCAGCGAAUGUUAGAGAAAAUGGGGUGGAGUACGGGCAAGGGGUUAGGAGCGAAUGAAGAUGGAAUUGUGGAACAUGUUGUCGCUAGAUACAAGAACGAUGAAAAAGGACUCGGUUUUGAAGACAGAAAUGAUCAAUGGACCAAACACGAAGAUGAUUUUAAUUCCUUGCUGUCAAAUUUAUCAAAUGCUAGUAGUGAUGAUAAGAAACUACACAGUGGUGUCUCACUAGAAGAUAAAUCUAAAAAGAGUAAGGCCCGAGUACAUUAUCAUAAGUUUACACGAGGGAAGGAUUUGACUCGUUAUAGUGAAAAAGACUUAGCUAAUAUUUUUGGAAAGAAAAGCCUUAAAAACAAAGGUACUGAACCUGAAGAAAAACCCAAAAAUGAAGAGGUAAUCGAAAGUGAACAGAAAUUUAGUGACAAAGGCAGUAUGGAGGAUUAUUUUAAGCAAAAAAUGGCAGCAUUUCAAUCAAAGGCUAAAGUGAUAGAUCUCAAACCUGAGAAUCAGUCUGAGGAUACUGAUUAUGUUUUUAAAGGGUUUUCAACAUCUGAAGAAAAUGAGCUUGAUGAUAGUGUCCAAAAAGGUUUUUCAUUUUAUGAUAAGCCAGUUAUUCAAAUCAAUUAUGAAAAUGGUAUAACAAAUGUUGACAGUGAAGACCAAGCACAGUUGGUGAAGAAAAAGAAAAAAAAGUCUAAAAGAAAAAAUAGAGAUUUACCAAUACAAGGGCAAGACCAUCCAUUGAAGCUAUCCAUUGAAGAAAAUGAUACUACAAGUCAAGAACAGGACAUAAAUAUAAAUUCUGAAACUGGUAAAAAGUCUAAAAGAAAUCUAGAAACUCACCAUGAGUAUAGUAAAAAUGUCAAGUGCAAAAAGAAGAAAUCAAAAUGUAAAGAAAGUGUUGAAUUAUUUCAAAACACAGAGGAAGAAGUUCUUCCUAAGAAAAAAAAGAAACACAGAAAUAAAGAAUUAUAGUAAUGUUUUGUAUAUUUUUUAAAUAAUUCAGUUUAACAUCUAGAUACCCCUUUUUCAGCAACAAAAGUACUGGGGUAUAUUGGUGUUGAUUCCGGCAAGAUUCUC
Molecule: messenger RNA, 1325 nt
Organism: Chilo suppressalis (striped riceborer)
Lineage: Eukaryota; Metazoa; Arthropoda; Insecta; Lepidoptera; Crambidae
Source: the annotation of a GenBank genome assembly